AUGCCGAAGGAUAGGAGUUGGGUUUUGCUAGAUGAUCAUCGAUUAGACGCAUUUCAAAAUGGUUGUUUAGAAUUUCUCGACUUUGCUUUCGAUAAGGCGGCCAUUGAUGACAAAAUAAGGUGUCCAUGUAGAGACUGCAAAUGUCGAAAAGUCGGGGAUCGUGAAUUCGUUCAUGAGCAUUUACUUUGGAGGGGCUGGGAUAAAUCCUAUGGCGAAGGACAAUGGGUAAUGCAUUUGGAGUCUGAUGAAGAGUACCGUAGGGUUCUUUGCGAAGUAAACGAAGAAGAAGCUAGUGAAGUAGGGGGGUUUGGUGUUGUACAUUUGAAUGAAGACGAUAACAUGAGUGCCGAUAUUAAUCCCACAAUGGAUGAAUUAUUGCAAGCAUGUCUCAAUCCUGCUCAACAUGCCCUAGGUGAAGAGUCCAGCUCAGAAAGUGAUGAUCUCCGCAAACUCAUUGAAGAGUGGUGUAUCCCUUUAUAUGAAGGUUGCACUGAUAACUCUAAACUUUCCUUCAUGAUGGACUUUUAUAAAAUCAAAUCUCGGGGUAAAAUGAGCGAUAAGACAUUUUCAGAAACCCUCCAACUUAUGAAAAAGAUUCCUUCCCUAAAUAUUCCCGAUUCUUUCUAUGAAGUUAAGAAGCUUAUCGGGAAGUUGGGAUGCGGUUAUGUCAAAAUUGAUGCAUGUGAGAAUGAUUGUAUGUUGUUCUGGAAGAAUGACAAAGACUUGGACAAAUGCAAAGUGUGUGAUGCUUCAAGAUGGAAGAGUCCCACAGAAAAUGAACCAAGUUGUUCAACCUCUCAUCGCAAAAGAGUACCUAAGAAAGUCCUUCGACACUUCCCGUUAAUUCCUAGACUCAGACGUUUGUUCAUAUGCGAGAAAACAUCAAUUCAUAUGAGAUGGCAUGCUGAGUCUCGGUGUAACGAUGGUUGUUUAAGGCACCCUGCCGAUUCUGAUGGGUGGAAAGAAUUUGAUAAGAAGCAUGAUUCAUUUGCUUCAGACCCCCGAAACGUAAGGCUCGGCUUGGCUACAGAUGGAUUCAAUCCAUUUGGAUCAUUGAGUAGUAAGUAUAGCACGUGGCCGGUUAUUCUAAUGACUUACAACUUACCACCAAAUAUGUGCAUGCAACGUUCUUUUAUGAUGAUGUCUUUGCUUAUUUCUGGUCCUAAAGGACCGAAAAAUGGCAUCGAUGUUUAUUUGCAGCCACUGAUAGAGGAGCUGAAAGAGUUGUGGGUUACUGGAAUUAGAACCUUUGAUGCAUCCACCAAACAGUACUUCAAUAUGCGAGCGGCCAUUUUGUGGACUAUCAAUGAUUUUCCAGCAUUAGGUAACUUAUCAGGGUGGAGCACAAGUGGCUAUCUUGCUUGCCCGAGUUGUGGUGAAAAUACAGUAUCUGAGCGGCUGUACAAAUCGAACAAACAGUGUUUUAUGGGCCACAGUCGUUUUCCCGAGGAAGGGGCACCACCUCCACCUUCGGGCGACGAGGUUUUAUCACAGACAGAUGGAAUCAAUGUUAUAUUUGGGUCAGGUCAAGCAGUUCAUAAAGAUUCUCAAUGGCGGAAGAGAAGUAUUUUCUUUGAAUUGCCUUAUUGGAAGGAUAAUCUGAUACGUCACAAUUUGGAUGUCAUGCACAUCGAGAAAAAUAUUGGUGAGUUGUUACUUAAGUGGCUGUUAAAUAUUCUUAACAAAAGCGAUGGUUUCGACAAUGCCAAAGAGGAUAUCGAAAAAAUAAAAAAACCACCGCCGGGAAAAUCUGGUCCACGAUUUCCCAAUUUAGUUCCUAAAUUGGGGAAAUAUCACAAGAUGUCUGCUCAAUCUAAGAAAGCUGUGUGUGAUGUUAUAGCAAGCAUUAAGGUCCCUAAUGGUUAUGCAUCAAAUAUAGCCCGUUGCGUUAAUGAAGAUAAAAUAGGGGGGUUGAAGAGUCAUGACUAUCAUGUUUUAAUGCAACAAUUGCUUCCCUUAGCGGUUCGCAAUGUGGGGUUACCGACAAAGAUGGCUUCCGCCAUUAUCCGAUUGUGUAAUUUUUUUCGAGGAUUGUGUUCCAAAACCAGCAAGUUUGAUGACUUUCAAAAGCUGCACUCUGAUAUUGUAAAAAUACUAUGCGACUUGGAGAAGUUUUUUCCUCCGGCUUUCUUUGUUGUUAUGAUGCAUUUGCCGGUUCAUCUUGCUCAUGAAGUUAUGGUUGCCGGACCAGUGCAUUAUCGAUGGAUGUAUCCGAUAGAAAGAUAUUUGGGUCACUUAAAGUCGUUUGUUCGAAACAAAAAAUGUCCCGAGGGUUCAAUUGCUGAGUGCUACGUAACUGAGGAAUGCUUAAAUUUUUGCUCGCUAUACAUGGAAACAUUCUCCCCGAAUGUUGGUGAUGAGGAGAAAUGUGCAUUUUCAAUAUUUUCUGAAGUGGCAAAUGAUAAUGAAGUACGACCUAAGUAUAGGUUUCUCAGUUAUGAUGAAAUGGAGAAGGCACACAAUUAUUGUCUUUUCAACUGUGACGAAAUUCAACCGUACAUUGAGGAGCAUCUUGAGACUAUUAAGGAUAAGAUUCCAACAACUGACCAUGCUUAUCAUUGGCGUAUUCAAAAGUUGCAAGACAAAGAAUUUCGCCCUUGGUUCCAAUCCUAUGUUCAUGGCAAAGUUGGACUAGAUGAAAAUAUCAGAGCCUUAGCUCAGUCUCCCAGUUUUAGAGUGAAGACUUUUAAAAGAUUUGAUGUGCAAGGGUUCACUUUUCGCACUAAAACGUCAGAAGAGUCUAAUUCUACUCAAAACAGUGGUGUUUUUGUCAACGCGAAGACGACUAGCUUUGCAAGUGCUAAGGAUAAAUCUCCGAGAGAGGAAGAUUUAGGUUACUAUGGAGUAAUCAAGGAUAUCAUUGAACUUUCGUUCGACCUAGAUACCAAGAAAAUAGUUCUCUUCGAGUGUGACUGGGCUAAUAAUCGCACAAACAAGACAGACAAUCUAGGUUUUACACUAGUUAAUUUAACUAGGCCAGAUGCCAAAGCAAGUCCUUUUGUUAUGCCAUCUCAAGUAUUGCAAGCAUUCUACGUCGAGGAUCCACGUGAUAAGCCAUGGGUGGUCCCUAUUGUAAUUAAACCAAGGGACAAUUUUGCUUUAAAACCAGAUGAUCCUAGUGCUGAACUGGAACAAGAGUGUUAUGAUAUACUUCCGAUAAAUAGUGGCGUGUUUGCAAUGUCGGAGAAAGGUAAGGGCAGGGCUACUAUUAUGGAGUUUGACGAUAAGGGUAUUCCGGUUGAGCCCGGGAGGACAGAUUUGGUGAAUGAUAUUGCUAAACAGGUUACACAUUGUGACCUCUUUAAUCCGUGUAUUUCAUGGCAAAUAAAUAUUGUCGAUGCGUAUGAACACAUGCCGAGGCCGUAA
Messenger RNA from Erythranthe guttata (spotted monkey flower), 3366 nucleotides. NCBI's taxonomy places the organism in Eukaryota, Viridiplantae, Streptophyta, Magnoliopsida, Lamiales, Phrymaceae. The record is from RefSeq and is a predicted model, not a curated record.